This is a messenger RNA of Schistocerca piceifrons (Central American locust), 1233 nucleotides long. Its product is annotated as 3'-5' ssDNA/RNA exonuclease TatD. Lineage: Eukaryota; Metazoa; Arthropoda; Insecta; Orthoptera; Acrididae. The transcript is spliced from 6 exons. Gene Ontology annotation, molecular function: single-stranded DNA 3'-5' DNA exonuclease activity. The record is from RefSeq and is a predicted model, not a curated record. Gene Ontology annotation, cellular component: cytosol. The coding region runs from base 94 to 1038 and encodes 314 amino acids.
AUCGCUGCAUGAGUCAUGUAGUGUAGAUAGUAGAACAAUUGAGGGUGUUGCUCUGGGCAGGUUUACGGUUUGUAAUCCGUUCCACAUCGUAUAAUGGCUACACAUUCUGGUAAUGCUACUGAAGGCAAAAAUGACAGCGAGAAACCUGUGACUUCUCCGCUCCAAGAGUGCUACGAAAAUUACAUUCUUAUUGAUAUUGGUGCGAACUUAACCAAUAAAAAGUAUGGCAGGGAUUUGGAUUCCGUUGUACAGAGAGCUAAAGACGCCGGUGUUCAAAAAAUAAUAGUUACAGGCACGUCACUGCGUUCAAGUAAGGAAGCCCUUCGCCUUACAAGAAUAUUUCCUGGCACACUGUAUUCAACAGCAGGCAUACAUCCACAUGAUGCAAAGUCCUGGACAGAGGGCUAUUUAGAUGAUUUAAGGGAUAUUGCAUCAAAUCCAGAAUGUGUAGCUAUUGGAGAAUGUGGAUUAGAUUACAACCGUGAUUUUUCUACACCGGAUAUGCAGAGAGAGGUGUUGGAGAAACAGGUUGCACUGGCAUGUGAAUUGCGUAAACCCCUGUUACUGCAUGAAAGGGAUGCUCAUAAAGAUUUAAUCAAAAUAUUGGAAAAGUAUAAGGAAAACCUGCCUUCUGUUGUUAUACACUGUUUUUCUGGAACUUUCGAAGAAGCAGAAAGCUAUAUCAAAAUGGGAAUAUACCUGGGAAUAACAGGUUAUUUAUGCAAGGACAAAUCUGACAAUGGAGUUAGAAAGCUUUUAGAAUCUGGUGUCAUCCCACUGGAACAGUUGAUGGUGGAAACUGACUCUCCAUUCAUGUAUCCCAACACUCGCGCAUCUAAGUUGCCCCCACAUGUUAAAGAGGCUCUAACAGAAAGGUCUCUCACAUUUUUGCAGCGGUACUGUACCUUUCAGAGAAAUGAACCAUGUUCACUUCCUGCAAUUGUCGAAAUGGUUGGGGCGUUUAUGAGAAAAGGACCUGAAGAAGUUGCUCUAGCAACUGCAUUUAAUGCUCUGAAAGUAUUUGGCCUUUCACAUUAAAGCUGUUCUUCCUUGCAGAGUGUAAUCUCUGUUAUACUUUUGACUGUGCCAGUUUUUAAAAGGUUACUGAUAAUAUUUUGUACCACCAUGACAAUAUGACAAUAUGUUGUUGACUGACAAGUCAUUAAGUAUGUUGUAAACACUGUUUACCAUAUUGUGUCCUACCUGCAAUACUCAUAUAGAUAAGAGAAUUUA